AUGCCGCGUAUGUUUAACUCUCCUCUUCUCUUCACCUUUCACCUGAGCCUCGUAACUGCUGAGAAUCAAUGCAGGACAGAAGUGAACAUGCCCGGUGUCGCUCUGAGAGGUUUUGUGUUUAAGAACAUGACAGUCACAGCUCCGAGCAGGUGCGAUGCCAAAUGCUUAGGUGAAAUAACCUGCCAAAGUUAUAACUACCACAUGGAGAAGAACAUUUGUGAACUGAACAACCGAACCAAAGAAGCAAGACCUGAAAAUCUUCACUCCAACACUUCGUGGUUUUAUAUCAGAAGAUUAAUUGAAAGAGGUAAAAACUUUCCUAAAAUAGAUUUUUUUUCUCAACUGAAACGAAUUUAAUAUGGUCGUAAAAAGUACUCUUUGAGAAGUCCUAAAACGUAUAACCUUUGGGAGUAAAUGAAAACAAGUUUUUAUAGUUUAUAGGGAGUUUAGUAUUUUCAACUGAGUUGAUAGGCUAAAUUGGCCUCUGUAAAGAGAAUCAAAGCCGACAUUUCGAGCGUUAGCCCUUCGUCAAUCGUUCUGACGAAAAAAUAAACUAUAGUAUGCGUCUCUAAGAAGGUAUUUACUUCAUUCUCAGUUGAAUUACUCAAAUGGAACUCCAGAUAUUGAAAGGGUUCAUUUCAUGCGUCUCGAUCUUCAGUCAUUUGCAUUUGCUAACGGUGUAAUAUCUACUUUCUCCGAUGGAACAAAAAACACUGCGGGUUAUAUGAAAUAAAGCGCCAAUGCAUCUUUCGACUACUGAAAUAGUACUAUCAUUUCUAGAGUCAUAUGCUGUCUGAGUUAAUGAAGUAAAUCACGAUUAACAGCAUGAAUUAAUUGAUUUAUCCGCACGUCCAUCGGCUUUCAGUUCCCCUCGUUUCCAUUCCAGAAUUGGCAGCAUCAUCUUGCCAGGAAGUGAAGGCGAGCGAAGGUCCUGACAUCAUCAGCACUAAAUACUGGCUGGAUCCAAACGAGAGUGGAAAGCCAUUUUUGUUUUACUGUGACAUGAACCGAGAAGGUGAGUCGCCUUAAAUUUAUCAGUAAUAAAGAUAGGGUGCUUCUUUCAUUCUUCCUAUUAGUCCACUUGCCUGAGCCUUGUUAAUUUAUCGACGCAGAGGGGAGAGUGGGUAGGAGUAGUAUAGAGGAUUUAGGUAGAUCACGUGGUUUUCAGGAGCAACGGAUGGGGAUCAGUCGUCUUUCUCCGACAUGAGGUGGAUUACAGGAUAUUGACUACCAAUUAAGUGCUAAUGAGGCGGGGGGGGUUCGUGUUCAUAUGGAUAUGACAGAGCCUCAGGGGAGGAGAAAUCAAAUAAAUAUUAUCGGAACACAACCAAAAUCCUCCAAACCCCCUGCCCCCCCCUUAGGGGAUACAUAAGGACAUAAGGACAUAAGGACAUAAGAACCGGUCCUUUAACCCUUUGACUCCUAAGAUCUCAUUAGUAACUCUCCUUACUGUCUGACAUACAUUUCUCAUGAUGUCAAUUUGAAGAAUUUGGUAUUGGAUCAACUAAUAAUCCCCGAACUGAUAUUUUACUUUAUUCUCAUCACUUGUCUGCUUGAUAUUGUAUUGAUAUUGAAAGGAUAAAAUCUCUCUUGGUCAAUCAUGGGAGGUAAAGGGUUAAGCCAGGAGCCCAUGGGUUCCUGGUUAAGCCUAAAUUUUCAUUUUGUAUGGCUUACUUUGUAGACAUUUUGACUGCGUUCAUUUUAGUUUUGCCUUUCUCUUUACGAUAGAAGCCCCUGGAAUAAUAUGGAAAUUUAAAACUAAAACAAAAAAAAAACCAAAAAUUUACAAAGACGUAGAUAUAGACGUAGAAAAAUUCUUAGAAAAAUAACAACGACAACAACAACAACAAAAACAUACGAAAAAAUGGAUCAAGUUAAUUAUAAUUUUCUUCUUGUAAUCAUGGUACCUUUGAAACAACCGGUGCCGCUCAACUUCUUUAAAGUCCCUAAAAUGAUCUUUCUUUGAGAAGGACAACUUACAGUCAUAACUUAUCUUGCAGAUCCUGCAUCAAACUUCCAGCUUUCUUUUGACGACAAAUCCGUCUCAGAUUACGCACAAUUUUAUAUGGAUAGUGAUUUUUCUCCGCUUAACGCUUUCACCUUGUGUCUAUGGAUGAAGCCUGCUUCUCAAUUGGAUAGUAGUUGUGUUUUCAGUUAUUCACUACCAGACGAGCAAAACGGAAUUCUGAUUUGCGACUAUGUCGAGAGUUUGAUGUUUGUGAUAUACGGCUAUAUGAGGUAAUAGUUACUUUGCGAUAAUAUAUCAUCUACUUGCACGAUCAAUUAGACAACUGGAUAACUGAGGAGCUUUGUAAACAACUAUUAUGGGCUCAAAUUGUAUGAGAGUUGUAAAUUGUAUGGGCUCAAACUGAAGCCUACAAGCGCAUUUUCUGCCUCCUUUUAGCUAAACAAGGUCACGCGAAGGCAUACGGCAAACGGUAGCCGAAAAUAUUUAGAUCAAAGGAUGUAAAAGAGAACGAAAGGAAUCCUCAUAAUGCUUUUUGACUUCUCUGAAUAGGAUGCUAGUAUGGUCUCUCAGCCGGGUUCGCUGUCACAUGAUUUUUUUAAAACACUUCAGAGUACCGCGAGGUUAAGCGUUGUAGGAGCAACAUAUCCACCUUUAACCUAGAAUAAAAUCAGGCAUCUUGACCCAGAAUCUAGCACCAACAGUAAAGUUGGAUUGUCUCCCGAGGUGACAUACCCCAGCUUGAAACUUUGGACAGUAAUUCCCGUACGAGGGCAGUACAGAAUCGAUUACGUAAGCAGUGUGAGAAAAAAAAGCCAGACGAGCCCUCAUGAUAAUAGCUUAAAGAAAAACGGAAGAAAAAGACGGAGCAACGGUCAUAUGAUAAAAUGCUUGUCAUACUUAUUGACUGGGUUUCGUCAGGUUGGUCAAAUAUUUCUAACAUCUGGCUCUAGGUCAUGAGGCACGAAGCUCAUGGUCAUGGGGCACGAGGCAAAUAUUCUCCUGAUCUACCCCUUCACUCGGCCGAUGAGUAUGUAAAAGUUUUGCUCCCUUUCGCCGAAUGCUCUGGCAUGUCUCCCUCACAAAUCACGCUUCUCCCAUCUGGCUAAAAAGGAAAAUUAAAAGAUGCUAAGCUGGGUACUCAAAAUAUUUUUGUCUGUUGUGUUUGCGAGCUCUUUUACUAGUUGCGCUUCAAAACGAAGAAAGUAUAGGUUACGAAAAAUACCAGGGAGGUAAGAAAGAACCCAAUGAAUCAGAUAAGCAGACAAAAAAAAGUUGAUAUAUAGGCCCUUAAAAUAUCAAUAUGACAUAUCAUUAGAUACUUUUUUCCUCUUAAAGAAAUGUAUAUUUGCCCCGUGGUGAUGAAGAGCUGAUUCACAUAUGUUCCGCGUGGGAGAACACCGCUGGAUCGUGGAACUUUUACAUAAAUGGUUCACUUGUGGAAAGUGACCUGGACUUUGCGACAGGCCACGUGAUCGCCAGUAGUGGUAUUUUUAUCUUGGGACAGGAUCAAGAUGAAUUUGGUGGAGGUUUUGAGCAAGAGCAAAGCUUCUUUGGUCAGAUGUAUGGCGUGAAUAUGUGGGAUAGAGUACUGACGGCUGAAGAAAUAACCAUCAUGUCCACAAAUUGUACAUUUGGAGUCGGUAACUUUCUGAGGUGGAGUGACUUCAUUCCCGGUUUGCAUGGGAAUGUCAAACUAACUUCACCAGCGUCUUGUGAGCCAUGA
Messenger RNA from Pocillopora meandrina, 3692 nucleotides. The record is from the annotation of a GenBank genome assembly. Lineage: Eukaryota; Metazoa; Cnidaria; Anthozoa; Scleractinia; Pocilloporidae.